This is a messenger RNA of Elephantulus edwardii (Cape elephant shrew), 936 nucleotides long. Its product is annotated as olfactory receptor 2H2-like. NCBI's taxonomy places the organism in Eukaryota, Metazoa, Chordata, Mammalia, Macroscelidea, Macroscelididae. Gene Ontology annotation, biological process: G protein-coupled receptor signaling pathway. The record is from RefSeq and is a predicted model, not a curated record. The transcript has a single exon. Gene Ontology annotation, molecular function: olfactory receptor activity; G protein-coupled receptor activity. Bases 1 to 936 code for a protein of 311 amino acids. Gene Ontology annotation, cellular component: membrane.
AUGAUCAACCAGAGCUCCCCAACAGGCUUUGUCCUCCUGGGCUUUUCUGAACAUCCAAGACUUGAGAAGAUCCUCUUCAUGGUUGUCUUGACUUCCUAUCUCCUGACCCUGGUGGGAAACAUGCUCAUCAUCUUGCUGUCUGUCCUGGACCCCAGACUCCACUCUCCAAUGUACUUUUUCCUCUCCAACCUCUCCUUCCUGGAUCUCUGCUUCACCACAAGCUUUGUCCCCCAGAUGCUGUUCAACCUCUGGGGCCCAAAGACCAUCAGCUUCCUUGGCUGCUCUGUCCAGCUCUUCGUCUGCAUGGCCCUGGGGUCCACUGAGUGCAUCCUCCUGACAGUGAUGGCCUUUGACCGCUAUGUGGCUGUCUGCCAGCCCCUCCACUAUGCCACCAUCAUCCACCCUCGCUUGUGUAAGCAGCUGACAGCGGUGGCCUGGGUGAUAGGUCUGGUUCAAUCAACCAUCCAGACUCCACCUACCCUCCGCCUGCCCUUCUGCUCCCACCGGCAGAUAGAUGAUUUCUUAUGUGAAGUCCCAGCUCUAAUUCAACUCUCUUGUGGAGACACCACGUACAAUGAGAUUCAGAUGGCUGUUGCCAGUGUCUUCAUUGUGGUUGUGCCCCUCUCUCUCAUUCUUAUCUCUUAUGGUGCCAUUGCCCGGGCAGUGAUGAAGAUUAACUCCGCAAAUGGAAGGAGAAAAGCUUUUGGGACCUGCUCAUCCCAUCUCAUGGUUGUCCUUAUUUUCUACAGCUCAGUCACUGCUGUCUAUCUCCAGCCUAAAAACCCCUAUGCCCAUGAGAGGGGCAAGUUCUUUGGUCUCUUCUAUGCGGUGGGCACUCCUUCCCUCAACCCUCUCAUCUACACACUGAGGAACAAGGAGGUAAAGAGGGCAUUCAAGAGGCUGCUGGGGAAGGAUGGUGACUCCAGGGAAAACUGA